ACCAACCUCCUCCUCCUCUCUCUGGCCGUCUCCGAUUUCUUCGUCGGUCUCUUCAUGAUCUUUCAAAUAAUGAUAAUAGACGGCUGCUGGUUACUCGGUGAUCUCAUGUGUUCUCUUUGGUUGAUUCUAUUAUCUAUUAUUAUAACGUCCUCAAUUGGAACCAUGGUGCUCAUAUCAGUGGAUCGAUAUGUGGCUAUUUGUUAUCCUCUGCAUUACUUCACCAAAGUCAAACCAAGAAGAGUUCAAGUCUGUGUUUGUCUGUGUUGGAUGUUUGCUGCUUUAAUUUACAGUCUGCUGAUGAAGAAUAACCUGCAACAUCCAGGCAGGUAUAACUCCUGCAUAGGAGAGUGUGUCAUUGACAUGAACUACAUCGCUAGUCUUCUUGAUCUAAUUGUUACAUUCAUUUUUCCCAUUACUGUUGUUGUCAUUCUAUAUAUUAGAAUAUUUGCGGUGGUUGUGUAUCAGGCUCGUGCCAUGCGGUCUCACAUUGCAGUUGUGACAACGAAAGUAGCCGUUAAAAAGUCUGAAAUGAAAGCAGCCAGGAAUCUUGGUGUUGUUGUAGUUGUGUUUAUGAUAUGCAUUUGUCCAUAUUAUUGUCUUGUUCUAACAUCCCAAAUUAACGUGUACACAACCUCAUCUUUAACCAUUGUAAUAUGGUUGACUCAGUUUAACUCCUGUCUCAAUCCUCUGAUCUAUGCCAUUCUCUACCCCUGGUUCAGAAAAUCAAUUAGGUUAAUUGUUACACUUCAGAUACUGAAGUCUGGUUCCUAUCGGACCAACAUGCUUUAGAGACACGCUGCAUGGGUGUAAAUUUAAACUUUUAGCCUGAACAACAAUAUGAAGAAUUUUAUUCAUGGUGCAAAAUAAAUCAGGAUUUCCCUUUUCACCUCAACUUAUUGGGCCAAAGCAAAAGGUCAAUUUGAUUCCCCGGGCAGAUUAAUAACCUGGUACAGCUGUAUUUUACAACACUAUCCCUCUGAUACUUUCCCUUGUUACCCUGCCACUUUAUUAUGAACUGAUUAUAUGUAAAAAACCUCAAGCACAUGUACAGCCUUAAAAACAAGGCAAGCAUCUUCAAAAUGUGAAAGAAAAACAUAAAAAUGGAAUAGAUUGUGCU
Messenger RNA from Gasterosteus aculeatus aculeatus (three-spined stickleback), 1117 nucleotides. Lineage: Eukaryota; Metazoa; Chordata; Actinopteri; Perciformes; Gasterosteidae. The record is from RefSeq and is a predicted model, not a curated record.